AUGUCCGGGAAACACGACGAGCCCCCAGCCUACGGCACCCCCCAGCCACCGCAGGCAUCGUACUACCAGAGCCCGCCGCCGCAACCCCCAUACCACAGCCAUCCCGGCCAAAACAACGGGAGCGCUGCGGGCUACUACCAGUCCGGGCCGCAAAUGGGCUACCCCCAGCAGCCGCCGCCGGCCGCCGGGUACUACGCCAACCAGCCGGGCGGGCCGUAUCCGCCACAGCAGGGCCAACAAUUCUAUCCGAUACAGCACCCGCCGCAGCAGAAGCGCGGGCCGGUAAGUCAAAUUCCAUUUCUUUUUCGCUCACUUGCCUGGCCUGUUAUCAUUCCGCCGAGCGGAGGAGAAGAGGGCUAACGAGGAUAAAAGGGCUUCUUUGAAGCGUGUCUUGCCGGUAUGGCGUGCUGUUGCUGCUUGGAUCUCUUGUUUUAAGCGGUCGGGAAGGCUGCAUCAGGAUUGACCGG
Messenger RNA from Canariomyces notabilis, 467 nucleotides. RefSeq lists its product as uncharacterized. The transcript has a single exon. NCBI's taxonomy places the organism in Eukaryota, Fungi, Ascomycota, Sordariomycetes, Sordariales, Chaetomiaceae. The annotation marks the transcript as partial. The record is from RefSeq and is a predicted model, not a curated record.